Argiope bruennichi is the source of this 1386-nucleotide messenger RNA. RefSeq lists its product as uncharacterized. The transcript has a single exon. Bases 1 to 1386 code for a protein of 461 amino acids. Lineage: Eukaryota; Metazoa; Arthropoda; Arachnida; Araneae; Araneidae. The record is from RefSeq and is a predicted model, not a curated record.
AUGAUACGUUUAGCUCGUGAAGGAUUCGGUAAAGAUAGGGGAAGUGGUGCUAUACGAAAAGAUUGUCAGAAAUCGGUCCAUAAAGAUGAACCCACUGCGGCUACGUUAACUUCAAGUACAACUGGUGCAAAACUUAAUUGUAUUUUCUGUGACCGCCCUCAUCUAAGCCAAGACUGUCAAAAGUUAUCUGAUAUGAGUUAUGAGGACAGAAAAUCGCAAGUUAUAAGGAAAAGAUGCUGUCUCGUUUGCCUUAAGGUUGGACAUUUAGCAAAAAGGUGUCAUAGUGGUGUGAGAUGCGUAAUUUGCAAACGGAGACAUUAUCCAUUACUUUGCCCGGAUUUACGCAAGGAAAAGGAAAGUAAUUUUUCGUCUAAGGACAGAACAGCCGAUAAUGAACAGAGAUCUACAGAAACACUGCUAACAAAUCUUCCCUCUGAACAUGAAAUAUAUCUCAAAACUAUUAUGAUCAGACUACGAAAUAGAGACAAGGAAGUCUGUGUUCGAGCAUUGUUAGAUGAUGGAUCCCAGCGGUCCUAUAUUGAAAAGAAUUUAGCUGCAGAACUAUUCCUUUCUCCAUCUGGAAGAGAGAUAUUUUCUCAAGGACUGUUUGGCGGAGGAAUUUCCCCUGCUUCUGAACAUAAGAGAUACAUGGUAAAUAUAGAAAGUUUAAAUCGCAAAUAUUCAACUCCAUUGUCUCUUCUCGAGCAACAAAAGAUAUGCUCAACCCUGCCUAGAAUACAUGACAGAAAAUUGCUUUCUGAGCUUGCUUCCAGAGGAAUAAAACUUACAGAUGUUGGAAGAGAUUCACCACCUAUACGAGUUCUUCUGGGAGCUGAUAUACUUGGAAGCAUUUUGACUGGCAGAAUAGAAGUAUUAUCUUCAGGAGUAUCUGCAGUUGAGACCUUGCUGGGUUGGACAAUUUUAGGACUGGGAAAGAAAAAGGAAGUUGUUAACCUAGUCACAUUAAGCUUACAAAAUAUGGACGUGCCUAAAAUGUGGGACUUGGAAGUUUUGGGCAUUACAGAUCCCAUAGAGAAGAUAAAGGAAAGCCUUCUUGAAGAAGAAACUUUGACCCAUUUUAAGGAAACAAUUAGGAUCUGUGAAGAUCAAAGUUAUGAAGUGGCUUUGCCAUGGCUAGCUGGGCAUCCUGCUCCUAGAGUUACUACUACUGCUCGUGGAGUUACGACUACUGUUCCUAGAGCUCGUGAAAUUACGAAUACUGCUCCUAGAGUUAUUACUACUGCUAGUGAAGUUACGACUACUACUUCUAGAGUUACGACUACUGCUCCUAGAGUUACGGCUACUGCGCCUGGAGUUACGACCAAUGCUCGUGGAGUUACGACUACUUCUUCUAGAGUUAGGAGUCGGUGGAAGUUGGAAUUGUAA